Molecule: messenger RNA, 1938 nt
Organism: Gossypium arboreum
Lineage: Eukaryota; Viridiplantae; Streptophyta; Magnoliopsida; Malvales; Malvaceae
Product: squamosa promoter-binding-like protein 9
Exons: 3
Coding region: 371-1540 (389 amino acids)
Cellular component (GO): nucleus
Molecular function (GO): DNA binding
Source: RefSeq, a predicted model, not a curated record
CUUUCUAAAUAGUGAAGACAGGGUCGACUUCUGUUUCUUUUGAGUUGUUUUACUCUUUCCUGAUAAACUAUUUUAGUUUAGGCGACUGACACAGCCCCUCCAACCAUACAUCCCUCGCUGGCAUGGACCAGUUUCAUUGUCAGCCUAUCAGCCAUCAGGUGACCAACUUUCCACACACUCUUCUACUUUACUUUUUUAUUGAAUAAACUUAUUAUAAACUAGUACUUGAUAGAAUAAACAAAGAAGAAAGUAACUUUUUUUUUUUUGGGGGGUGGGGAAGUGUUAGAGAGAUAAGAAAGAGCACAUUUUCUAUCUUAUUUUCGUAACCCAGAAAAACAAAAACCCCAUGAAGGGGCACUAGGCAAAACUCAUGGAAAUGGGUUCGGGCUCUUUGACUGAGUCGGGCGGUUCUCCCACCAACUCUUCCGCCGAGUCACUCAACGGCUUGAAGUUCGGUAAAAAGAUCUACUUUGAGGAUACAGCCGCUGUCGCCGCCGCCGCUGGUGGUAAAAGUGUUGGUGGUGGUGCAAACAUAGGGACUCCAUCCAAGUCCGGUCCAGCAUCUUCAAGCUUAGCCGGGUCGUGUAGGAAAGCCAGGGUUGAUGGAAUGGCGCAAGGGGUUCUGCCUUCUAGGUGUCAAGUAGAAGGGUGUAAAGUGGAUCUGAGUGAUGCUAAGGCUUACUAUUCAAGGCAUAAGGUUUGUUGUAUGCACUCUAAGUCAUCUAAAGUCAUUGUUGCUGGUCUCGAGCAAAGAUUUUGUCAGCAGUGUAGCAGAUUUCAUCAGCUUUCUGAAUUUGACAAAGGGAAACGGAGUUGUCGUAGACGGCUUGCAGGUCACAAUGAGCGACGCAGGAAACCACCACCUGGAUCAUUAUUUUCCUCUCCUUAUGGCCGGCUUUCUUCUUCUAUUAUUGAAAAUGGCAGUAGAGGUGGAAGCUUUAUAGUGGAUUUCUCAGCAUACCCAAGGCUUUCAGGAAGGGAUGCAUGGCCAGCAGCUCGAUCGUUAGAAUGCAUAACUGGAAAUCAAAGCACAGCCACUGGAAGCUCAUUUUCACAUCCACGGCAAAACAACUCCAGCAAACCUCCUCAUGACCAUUUCUUGCAAGGUUCACCAUGUGGGACUAGUUUCUCCAGCACUGGAAUUUCUCCAGGAGAAUGCUUCACAGGGUCUGGUGACUCAAGCUGUGCUCUCUCUCUUCUGUCAAAUCAACCGUGGGGCUCCAGGAACCAGGCUUUGAAUUUUUCUGUAAAUGGCGUGAUAAGUACUGAAGGGUCCUCUGCGGCACAACCAACAACGCUUCAUGGUGCAGUUGUGAACCCUUAUUCAAAUGCCUCUUUGGAUUUCAAUGGCAGUGACACUGUUCGCAGUUCUCACAAGAUGCUGCCACACCUAGAUUUGGGUCAAAUCCCAGACCCUGUUAACUGUCAAUUCUCUAGUGACCUUGAGUUGUCUCAACAAAGCUGGAGGUCAUAUAUCGAACAUGAGCAGUCCGGGGCAGCCUAUGACGACUCCAUGCAGCAUAUCCACUGGACGCUCUAAGUUUGUCAGUCCUAAGGCCAGUUUUCAUGCCCGGUUUUUUUGGUCAUGUAUGGCAAAUGGUGUUUCUGGGCAUCUGGUUUUAUGGUUUUUAAGUCGGAGUUGGAUAAACCCAAACUAUCCCUCGUAUCUGCUUGCUUAAGGUUUUAACAUGAUGGAUACGAAGGUGUUCCCCUGGCCUUACUAAUUAGCUGUCGAACCAUCCUUGCUUUAAAUUUAGUUUAGCAAAUUUGUUGGCAGUUGGCACUGACCAGAAAGAAUGGUUUGAAUAGUAGCUAUUAAAGACUGUAUCCAGUCCUAGGACCAACUAUUUAUGCCAUCAUUUGUUAACAAGAGUACGCAUGUGGGGUUGCCAUCACAAUCAUCUCUCAAUUAAAAAAAGAAAAAAUCUUUUAAUGAUA